Molecule: messenger RNA, 7023 nt
Organism: Labrus bergylta (ballan wrasse)
Lineage: Eukaryota; Metazoa; Chordata; Actinopteri; Labriformes; Labridae
Gene: kdm5a
Product: lysine demethylase 5A
Biological process (GO): chromatin remodeling; regulation of DNA-templated transcription
Cellular component (GO): nucleus; chromatin
Molecular function (GO): histone H3K4me/H3K4me2/H3K4me3 demethylase activity; DNA binding
Source: RefSeq, a predicted model, not a curated record
CUCACCCAAUCUUGCUAGUGGUAGCUAGCACGUUAUCUAAUACGGAUGCAUUACUCACAGACGACGUUACAAUUUGCGGAAAAUGACACCAAGGCAAACGGAUACGGUGUUUUUAAAAGUGUUUUUCCUCUGAACACGACUAGCAAACUGCAGCCGCGAUGGAUUAACCUACUCGGCCGACUUCUCAGCUUAAUGUCGUGAACGUCAAUGUUAGCUGCGCAACGGGGCUGUGGUAGCUAAGCUGAUAUUAGCUGCUGGUGCUUCAAUGAAUGGGGGGGUUGUGGGAUGCUUCACACAACAAUGUACGCUUGCUAACGCGAGCAAUCCUCCUCGUUGUGCUCCAACUUGGCACAAAUGCUCGGAGAAGCAGCUGAAGCUUCGCUACGGGACUUUACCAACCGUGGAUAACUUUUGUUGAAAAUGCAUCAUCACGAAGAAAUCCGGCACUUAUCCAGGCACCUAAACGUAGCCGCAGCAGUAGCAGCAGCAGCAGCGUUAGCUUGAAGAAUCAUAACAUUGCAGCCGGCGACUUUUUGUUUUUGCUUUGUGAUUCCAAAACUUAUUGAUUUUUUUUAAUUUUUUUUUUAACGCGCAUUAUCCAUGCCUGAAGUCUUUCUGAAGCUGUCGUCUUUGAGCAACACAAUGAUGGCGUUUCCAGCUGACCCUGCCCUCCGUCCCAGGUAGGGGAGUGGUGGUGAAGACUCCCCCGGCCUUUGCCUGGCCAAGGCCCGCCGAUUCCGGAUCUGAAAACAACCAUCAACCCCUUGUUGUUAUAUUCAUGCAUUUACUUUCAAAAUCACAUUAUGAUUUUUGGCAUCGCGACUGGGAUCAUUAAAGUGAUUUUUGUCGGCGUGGAGAUUUGAAUUUGAGGGGAUCAUGGUGGACACGGAAGAAGAAGUGCCCCAGAAUUAUUGGAUGGACUUUUGAGCACACACACACAAAAAAAAAAAAAAAAAUACACACAUUCAUUUUUAGCGCGUUUAAUUGUCGGAAGACUUUGUGUUACACUGAACAUCACCACAACUAUGUCAGCGUUUGCCGAGUUCGUCCCCCCGCCUGAAUGUCCUGUUUUUGAGCCGAGUUGGGAGGAUUUCUCGGAUCCUCUCGGAUUCAUCAACAAGAUCCGUCCAAUCGCAGAGAAAACUGGCAUCUGCAAGAUCCGACCCCCGGAGGACUGGCAGCCUCCCUUCGCCUGUGAUGUGCGCAACUUCCGCUUCACUCCACGAGUGCAAAGGCUGAAUGAGCUCGAGGCACUUACCCGGGUUAGGCUCAACUUUCUGGAUCAAAUUGCGAAGUUCUGGGAGCUGCAGGGAUCCAAAAUUCGAUUCCCCCAUGUGGAGAGAAAGGUUCUGGACCUCUAUCAGCUCAGCAAGAUUGUGUCAUCAGAGGGAGGCUUCGAGAUAUUGUGUAAGGAGAAGAGGUGGUCCAAGGUAGCCAGCCGAAUGGGCUUCCCCUCAGGCAGAGGAACGGGCUCACUUCUGCGCUCCCACUAUGAGAGGAUCCUUUACCCGUAUGAGCUCUUCCAGUCUGGAGCCACGCUGACUGGCAUCCAGCGACUAUAUGAUGAUGGGGAUGAUGGGGAAGAACUGGAUGAGGGCGUUGGUGAGGAGACAGUGGAAGAAGAGGAGCAAGAUGAGGAGGUGGAGAGGGAGAAAGAUGUGGAGGGUGACGCAACGCAAACCAAAGACCAGCUUCUGCCUGAGAGACGCUCCAGGCGCCUGAAGUCGGAGAGAGAAAACAAGGAGCCAAAAGGCCUGAAAAUCUUUGGUUCAAGUCCCAAGAUGGUUGGAUUAGAGAUUGUACCAGCCGAUGAUGGAUUCAACAAGAAGCAGCGUCACCUCAAAGCUCAGGCCUUCGCCAUCAAAAUGAGACCACGCAAGGAGACCUUAGAGGUCAACUUUAUCGACCUCUACCUGUGCCUGGUGUGUGGGCGGGGCGACGAAGAGGACCGCCUGCUGUUGUGUGACGGCUGUGAUGACAGCUACCACACCUUCUGCCUCAUCCCACCCCUACAGGACGUGCCCAAGGGGGACUGGCGCUGCCCUAAGUGUGUAGCUGAGGAGUGCAGUAAGCCCAGGGAGGCAUUCGGCUUCGAGCAGGCAGUAAGAGAAUACACUCUGCAGAGCUUUGGAGAAAUGGCCGACCACUUCAAGUCGGACUACUUCAACAUGCCUGUUCACAUGGUCCCCACGGAGCUGGUGGAGAAGGAGUUCUGGCGCCUGGUCAGCAGCAUCGAGGAGGAUGUCAUCGUGGAGUACGGAGCUGACAUCAGCUCCAAGGAAGUGGGCAGCGGAUUCCCUGUCAGGGACGGUAAAAGGAGGCUGCUGGGCGAUGAAGAGGAGUACGCAAACUCAGGCUGGAACCUGAAUAACAUGCCAGUGCUGGAGCAGUCAGUGCUCACACACAUCAACGUGGACAUCUCGGGUAUGAAGGUGCCCUGGCUCUACGUGGGCAUGUGCUUCUCCUCAUUCUGCUGGCACAUCGAGGACCACUGGAGUUACUCCAUCAACUUCCUGCACUGGGGCGAACCAAAGACCUGGUACGGUGUUCCGGCCUCUGCAGCAGAGCAGCUGGAGGCUGUGAUGAAAAAACUGGCCCCAGAGCUGUUUGACUCCCAGCCUGACCUCCUGCAUCAGCUGGUCACCAUCAUGAAUCCUAAUGUCCUCAUGGAGCAUGGUGUCCCUGUGUAUAGGACCAAUCAGUGUGCAGGGGAGUUUGUGGUGACCUUCCCCAGAGCCUACCACAGCGGUUUCAAUCAGGGUUACAACUUUGCAGAGGCAGUGAACUUCUGCACAGCCGACUGGUUACCGAUGGGUCGUCAGUGUGUUGCCCAUUACAGACGCCUCCAUCGCUACUGCGUCUUCUCCCACGAGGAGCUGCUGUGCAAGAUGGCUGCCGAUCCGGAAAGCCUCGACGUGGAACUGGCCGCAGCCGUCUGCAAGGAAAUGGGAGAUAUGAUGGAGGAGGAGACAAAACUAAGACAAGCUGUGCAAGAAUCAGGGGUUCUGUCCUCAGAGCAGGAGGUUUUUGAACUUUUACCUGACGACGAGCGGCAGUGUUAUAAAUGUAAGACGACCUGUUUCCUCUCUGCACUGACCUGUUCCUGCAGCCCCGAACGGCUGGUCUGUCUCCACCAUGCUGCAGACCUCUGCGACUGUCCACAUGGCAACAAGUGCCUUCGGUAUCGCUAUGAUCUGGAGGAGUUUCCCUCCAUGCUAUACGGGGUUAAGACGCGGGCCCAGUCGUACGACACCUGGUCCAAAAGGGUCAGCGAGGCCUUGGCUGCCGACCAGAAAAACAAAAAAGAUCUUAUCGAGCUCAAGGUGUUGCUGGAGGACGCAGAGGACAGGAAGUAUCCCGAGAAAGCUUUGUUCCGUCGCCUGAGGGAGAUGGUCAAAGAGGCCGAGACGUGCAGCUCUGUAGCUCAGCUGCUCCUCAGCCGCAAGCAGAGGCACAGUAGCCGCCUGCGCUCUGAGAGCAGUCGCAACCGUACCAAACUAACCGUGGAUGAACUCAAGGCCUUUGUGGAUCAGCUCUUCAGACUGCCCUGCAUCAUCAGCCAGGCCCGACAAGUCAAGGAGUUACUGGAGAACGUGGAGGACUUCCAUGAGCGAGCCCAGGUGGCGAUGUCAGACGAGAUGCCUGACUCCUCCAAGCUGCAGGCGCUGUUAGACCUCGGUAGCGGCCUUGACGUUGAGCUGCCAGAGCUGCCCCGCCUUAAACAGGAGCUCCAGCAGGCCCGCUGGCUCGACGAGGUUCGAAUCACCCUCGCUGAGCCUCACCGAGUCACCCUGGAGCUGAUGAAGAGGCUGAUAGACUCUGGGGUGGGUCUGGCUCCCCACCACGCGGUGGAGAAGGCCAUGGCUGAACUGCAAGAGAUCCUGACUGUGUCAGAGAGAUGGGAAGAUAAGGCCCGCGCAUGCCUGCAGGCCAGGCCUCGACACAGCAUGGUGACCUUGGAGAGCAUUGUUUUGGAAGCUAGGAACAUCCCUGCGUACCUGCCUAAUAUUUUGGCACUCAGAGAGGCCCUACAGAAGGCAAAGGAGUGGACAUGCAAGGUGGACGCCAUUCAGAGUGGCAGCAGCUACGCGUACCUGGAGCAGCUCGAGAGCCUGUUGGCGAGAGGUCGCUCCAUACCUGUCCGGCUUGAUCCUCUGACCCAGGUGGAGUCUCAGGUGGCUGCAGCUCGAGCCUGGAGGGAGAGGACCGGUCGCACCUUCCUCAAGAAGAACUCAACGUACACUCUGCUGCAGGUCCUCAGCCCCCGUUUGGAUAUCGGAGUCUACGGCAACAGCAAGAGCAAAAGGAAACGCGUGAAGGAGCUCAUGGAGAAGGAGAGAGGAGGCUUCGAUCCAGACACGCUGAGUGACCUGGAGGACAACCAGGAAGAGGUGCGCGACCCUUCCACUGUUGUCGCAGCCUUCAAAGCCAAAGAGCAAAAAGAAGUGGAGGCCAUCCACUCUCUGCGCGCUGCCAAUCUCGCCAAGAUGGCCAUGGCCGACCGCAUCGAGGAGGUCAAGUUCUGCUUGUGUCGAAAGACCGCCAGUGGAUUUAUGUUGCAGUGCGAACUUUGUAAAGACUGGUUCCACGGAGCUUGCGUGCCACUGCCUAAGACGGGAACUCAGAAGAAAGUGGGUGUUGGUUGGCAGAGCAACAGCAAAGACUCUAAAUUCCUGUGUCCGCUUUGUCAGCGGUCGAGGAGGCCUAGAUUAGAGACCAUCCUGUCACUGCUGGUGUCACUUCAAAAGCUGCCGGUGCGUCUGCCCGAAGGGGAAGCCCUCCAGUGUUUGACUGAGAGGGCAAUGAGCUGGCAGGACCGAGCACGUCAGGCUCUGGCCACGGAGGAGUUGUCCUCAGCGCUGGCAAAGCUGUCUGUGCUGAGCCAGCGCAUGGUGGAGCAGGCUGCGAGGGAGAAAACUGAAAAGAUAAUCAAUGCGGAGCUGCAGAAAGCUGCUGCCAACCCUGACCUGCAGGGCCACAUCCAGACGUUUCAGCAGUCGGGUUUCAGCAGAGCCACAUCCCCUCGCCAGUCCGUGGACUACGACGAUGAGGAGACGGACUCGGACGAGGACAUCAGGGAGACUUACGGUUAUGAUAUGAAGGACCCAGGCGAGGUGAAGCCCUACCUGUUUUGUGAUGAAGAGAUUCCUGUUAAGUCUGAGGAGGUGGUGAGUCACAUGUGGCCUGCCGCCACGCCCUCAUUCUGUGCCGAGCACGCCUACUCUUCAGCCUCCAAGUCUUGUGUGCAAAACAUCAGCACUCCCAGGAAGCAGCCCAGGAAGACCCCUCUAAUACCUCGCAGCCUGGAGCCGCCCGUGCUGGAGCUUUCCUCGCAGGCCAAGGCCCAGCUGGAGGACCUGAUGAUGCUGGGAGACCUGCUGGAGGUAUCCCUGGACGAGACCCAGCACAUCUGGAGGAUCCUGCAGGCCACGCACCCGCCCUCCGAGGAGCGGUUCCUGCAGGUCAUGGAGCCCGAUGACUCGCUAAUGGACAAGCCCCUGAAGCUCAAGCUAAAAGAUUCAGAGAAGAAGAGGAAAAGGAAGCUAGAAAGAGCCGAGCACCACCACAUGAUGAUGGCUGCAGCAGUCGCCGCAGGUGGAGCUUCUGGAAUGGGGGACAUGCGACCAGCCAAGUCCAAGGAGCUGAAAAGGGUGGGUCUGGAACUGGGUCUUGGUGGCAAACCCAAGAAGAAGAAACUCAAACUCAACUUGGACAAAAACCGGGAAAUGAAGCAGCUGGCUAAACGGUUAGCUAAGGAGGAGAAGGAGAGGAAGAGAAAGGAGAAGGCAGCGGCCAAGGCGGAGGCCAUCAGAGAGGGACUAGAGAAGAGGAAGGAGAAGAAGAUUCUGGACAUUCCCUCAAAGUACGACUGGUCCGGGGCCGAGGACUCCAAUGAUGAGAAUGCUGUGUGUGCAGCCAAAAACUGCCAGAGACCCUGUAAAGAUAAGGUGGACUGGGUGCAGUGCGACGGCGGCUGCGACGAGUGGUUCCACCAGGUGUGCGUGGGCGUGUCCUGCGAAAUGGCCGAGAGCGAGGACUACAUCUGCAUGGACUGCUCCCGGAAGGCCGCCGGGGUCAGCGUGGGCGGCGUAGGGAUGACCGUGGAGGAGGUGGUGGCGACCGAGGAGAGCGUCGUGGUGAUGGCGACGUCGAUGUGCGGCGGGGGCGCGCAGAGUCUUCUUCCGGGGUCUGUCGUGACCUCGUGGUCCUCCUCUGCUCAUCUUAACCCAGCAAUGACUCAUCAGCAGGAGCCUCAGCCGGGCAGUUAGCACUAAAAAAACAACAAAAAAAACAAUGCCUAGGACUGAGAUUGAAUACUGUACCUCAUAUAAUGAGCAUCCCACAAAACCUAGACUCCAGGCUAGAGCUCUAACCUCCCAAACUGACUCUACAGCCUCUGGGGGGGGGUCAGAAAGGGAUAAAGCAACCUUUUUUUUAAACGAGCCCUGAAGGAGAGACAAAUAACACGACCUUCGGAUUUAAGAGCACAAGCAGAAAGAGUAAAAGAGAAUUUGUAUGCAGGAGACGGAGAAGACGAGAGUCCUACUGUCACCGUGUGGCUUCAGAAAUGACACCCUUCCUCCCCGAGCACUGCCAUACAUUGACAUGGUUCUGAUUACACAGACAAAGUGAAGUCCUGCUGCAAACAGUCUCAGGGGCAAAACAUUCACCUGCCACUUCCUGGUCCACCCCCUGAACAAUAAACAAGUCAUGGUACACUUACUUAUAGUCAAACAAACACCCUCUUAGUCCAGCUGUUGUGUUCAGUGCAAACAGGUAGAUAAACAGACGUGUCAUCCCUGUUGUGUCAUAAAUGGACAUCCUGAGCCGCUCUCAUCUCGCCCAUCUCUCUCCCCAGCACUGCAGACAGUAACAAGUCAAUAUGUAGGAGUCCAGACUAGGAAAUACAAAUGGCUGUAAUGUAGUGGAAUUAUUUAUAAUGUACAUACUUUUAAGCAAUUAAAAGAAAUGGAUUGUGGCUUUUUUUUCUCACCUUUAAUAAACUAUUCCUAGUCAAAUGAU